Messenger RNA from Brassica rapa (field mustard), 1479 nucleotides. Its product is annotated as zinc finger BED domain-containing protein DAYSLEEPER-like. Gene Ontology annotation, molecular function: protein dimerization activity; DNA binding. Lineage: Eukaryota; Viridiplantae; Streptophyta; Magnoliopsida; Brassicales; Brassicaceae. The record is from RefSeq and is a predicted model, not a curated record.
AUGAUUAUCAUGCAUGACUAUCCUCUUCGUGUGGUCGACCAUUUUGCUGGUUUCUUGAAGGUUCUUCGUCCCCAGUUCACUAUGCCAAGGUUAAACACCAUUCAUGAUGAUUGUGUCUUAAUGUUCUUGUCCCAAAAGCAGAAACUUUCAGACAUCAUUACAAAGAUUCCUGGAGGAGUUAACCUUGCAGUAGAUGUCUGGUCAUCAAAGCAAUCAGUGGGUUACGCCUUAGUUUCCGGACACUUUGUAGAUAAAGACUGGAACUUAACUCACCUCCUUAUGAAUGUAUCUGUAGUUGCUUCUCCUGAUUCAGAUUCUGCGUUGAACCAACCUCUCAAAGCUUGCUUGUCUGAAUGGAAACUAGAAGGGAAGGUUUCAAGCAUCACUGUCAGCCAAACAUGCACUGAUAAUCUCAGAUGUUUCUUGUCUGUCAAGAACCAGCAUGUGUUGAAUGGUCAGUUGUUGAUGGGGGAAUGCUAUGCUAACGUUCUAAGCAGUAUGGCUCAAGAAGCACUUGAGGAUGAGAAGUUGAUAAAGAAAGUCAGAGACAGCAUCAAACAGCUCUUGUCUUGUUUGGAAACUUGUUAUCCUAAUUACAAAAUAUCAUCAAUAUCUCCUGAAGAUUGGAGAAAGAUUGAUGGUCUCUGCUCGUGCUUGAAGGUUCUUUUCGAAGCGGGUAAUGUCUUGACAAGGCCAAAGAAUCUGACAGCAAACGAUUUGUACCAUGAGAUGAUUAAACUUCAGGUAGAGCUGAGCCAUGCAGCUAUGUGUGAAGAAGACUUGGAUGUUAGAAACCUUGCAAACUCGUUUUGGGAGAAGUUUGACGUGUACUGGAGAGGAUGCUUCUUGGUUUUGGCGGUUGCUGUGGUCAUGGAUCCUCGGUGCAAGAUGGAGAUCGUUAAGGCUAACUUCACUGAGAUGUAUGGUGAAGAAGAUGCUGAAAAAUGGAUCAAGACUGUUAGUGAUGCUGUCCAUGAUCUGUACCUUAGCUACGGUGAACAAAACCUGAUGGAUGCUAAUGUGGAUCAUGGCCUUUUGGAAACCACAGAGUCACAUCAACAUGAGGGAGAGCAUAAGGUAGAGAAGCAAGAACUUGGUGAUGAUUCUCAAGCACAGCCACAAGCAGAUGAAGACUACCACAUGGGUGAUGUGCUUCUCCAGGAAGGGACUACUCUAGUGACAAUUGGAGACUCUUUGUCAGACUUUGAGAUUUUCCUCACGGAGCUGAACCGAUAUUUAGGUGAAACGUUGGUUCUGGGGUCAGAAGACUUUGACGUUUUGAGGUGGUGGAGGGUCAACAACACUAACUACCCUAUCCUCUCUAAGAUAGCUGCAGAUAUUCUACCCAUUCCUUGCAGCACCGUCUCACCUGAUUCCGUGUUUGACACGGAAGUGAAAGAGAUGGACAAUUAUAGAAUCUCUCUUCCUAGUGGAACCUUGGAAGCUAAGGAUUGGCUCAAAAACCCCAAAACAUUAUGA